This is a messenger RNA of Arachis ipaensis, 1630 nucleotides long. RefSeq lists its product as uncharacterized. Lineage: Eukaryota; Viridiplantae; Streptophyta; Magnoliopsida; Fabales; Fabaceae. The record is from RefSeq and is a predicted model, not a curated record.
GUCUGAUAUAUUUUUUCUUUUCUUAAUCAGGGAUGGAUAGUACAUGAAAUGUGAAAAUGACUUUCGCAGAAAAAGAACUGACGUGGAAAUAACAGUAACAGUAGUCAUAUAAAUUCCAGAAACCCAUGUCAGCUGGCUUGAUGGGUUACGACAGAUCCGAGAGGCACCGACAUUCGCAUCUCAAUUAAAGAUAAUGAAGGUAGAAGUGUCUAAACACAUUGGUUUAAAAGAUGUGAUUAUAGUACAGUAGAAGAGAGUGAGGUGUUAUGAAGAAGGCGGGCAUGUGGUGGCGCUUUAAAUUGAUAUUAUCCAAUUUGCGAUCCAUUUUGAAGAAGAUUGAUUGAUGGAGUAUGUAGCAGAUUCGUGUUUGUUUUACUGUUGGGUAGUGACAACUGUACCGAAGCUAGCUGUCGGCUCAUUACUUGUUCAUCUUCCUCAACCGUUCCCAUUCUCACUUUCAAUUUCCACUCCGUGUCGUGUAGUGUAGUUGUGUCGCUUUAUUUAACUUUACUGCCUGCACUACCUUUUCUUCCCUUUGAAGCUUAAAAAAUCUAACUCAAAGCCACAAUGAUAUAUUUAUAGUAGAUAUUGGAGCUUCAAUUUGUGCAAACACUUGCUUAACCGGAAAUGCAUGCAAAAACAGAUUCGGAAGUGACAAGCGUAGAUGCGUCGUCAUCUCCGAGGAGGGCAGUGUACUACGUUCAGAGUCCAUCACACGAUGGCGAGAAGACAACGACGUCGUUCCAGUCGACGCCGGUGCUCAGCCCAAUGGGGUCCCCACCGCACUCCCAGUCGUCCAUGGGCCGCCACUCUCGCCAGUCCUCGUCGAGCCGCUUCUCCGCUUCUCGCAAGCUCAUCAACAAGAAGAAGGAUCAGAUCGACUCCAUCAUCGAAGAAGAAGGCCUUCUCCAAUCCGAACAUGACGCGCGUGUCCACACUCGCCGCUACUAUUUUCUCGCUUUCCUCCUUUCCUUCUUCCUUCUCUUCACCCUCUUCUCUCUCAUCCUCUGGGGUGCCAGCAGGCCCAUGAAGCCCAACAUCUUCGUCAAGAGCAUCAAGUUUGACCAUCUGAGAGUUCAAGCUGGUUCUGAUGCUACGGGUGUGAACACUGACAUGAUCACCAUGAAUUCUACCGUCAAAUUCACUUACCGUAACACUGGCACAUUCUUCGGGGUCCAUGUGGCAUCAACACCUUUAGAUCUAUCAUAUUCGGAAAUCGUAAUUGCUUCCGGCGAUAUGAGGAAGUUCUACCAGUCAAGGAAGAGUCAAAGGGUGGUGAGCGUGGCAGUGAUGGGGAACAAGAUCCCCUUGUAUGGAAGCGGCGCAAGCCUUAGCAGCUCAACGGGGAUGCCAAUGGUGCCGGUGCCAUUGAAACUCAGCUUUGUGGUUAGAUCCAAGGCCUACGUUCUUGGCAAAUUGGUGAAGCCCAAAUACUACAAGAGGAUUGAUUGUUCCAUCACUUUGGAUCCCAACAAGAAUCACCAUCACCUUUGAUUUUUUCUUUCGAAAAAGAAUUCACUUUUAUCCACCAUUUUAAAGCCAAGGAAUAAUAAUGUAUUCAACUCUGAAUUGUUCUAGUUUAUUUUUCAGGUAAUUAUAGCCCAAUAAUAUUCACUUUAUUUAUAUUUCA